AUGUGUCUUCGCCCCGGCGUUUGCGACAAAGACGAGUGCAACGUGACGUUGGCUAUGAGCGGGACUCCCGCAAACCUGUGCCGCUCCCACGAUCCGAGCCAUUCGGCGGAACGAUUACUCCAAAACAUGUCCGAAUUAUGCAACACCGGUCUCACUUCCCGUCACGUGACCGAACAGCCUUCGCUUCUUCGCUUAAUGGAAAAAAAAAACAACAAAAAAGAACAACCAAAGAGCACAAUGCGAUCCAGUGUCAAUGCCGCGCCAUCGUUAGGGUCCAAGUUCGCGGCCUUGGGACGGCCUCUGGUAUUACGGCGCACGCCGGCACGCGAAGGGGGAGCCCCCGACUCCUUGUUU
Iphiclides podalirius (scarce swallowtail) is the source of this 354-nucleotide messenger RNA. Lineage: Eukaryota; Metazoa; Arthropoda; Insecta; Lepidoptera; Papilionidae. The record is from the annotation of a GenBank genome assembly.